AAGGUCAUUGACAUGGCAACAACAACAUAAUCAGGAGCACGGAGUUUCCAAAGUUGAAAAAAUGAACACAAAUAUGCAAGAAAAGCUAGCAAUUAAAGCUGUAACAGACAAUAGAAACGAUCGAAAACCUCCUCUGGAUUACACUUUUAUGUGUCUUACAUCAGUGAAAGAAUGUCUUGAUGAAGAUCCAAGAGGUUUGAUCCAAGUACAAAAAAAUGAUGAUAAAAAGGCAAGCAGCGAGCAAGUAGAAAAGAAAAAACAUGACACAACUGCCAUACGGUUGAGCAACAAUCUGAUCACAGAGUGGUCUGACUUCUCACAAUGUAUAUCAGAUAUCAUUAUUGAGCCAUUUAAACUAGAGUGGAUUGACUUGUCAUUCAAUGAUAUAUAUACCAUUGACAAGUGUAUUCUUGACUAUCCAAAUUUAAAGGUUUUAUACUUGCAUGGCAAUGCAAUUGACAAAAUUUCAGAACUGGAUAAACUGGCAAAUCUAAAAUAUCUAAAGACCUUGACUCUGCAUGGCAAUCCUAUAGAAGAAGAUGUCAGUGGGUAUAGACAAUAUGUACUUUCAAAACUACCACAAUUGAAAACUUUCGAUUUCAGUGCUGUUACUAAACAGGACAGAGCAAGUGCCCAAACAUGGAAUCAAAUGAUAAAAUCUAAAAAAGGAACCAAAAAAAAAUAAACUUUAUGAGUUGGAUAAUACACUCAAAUGUACCUGAUAAUUUCCUAUGAUUAACUUUGUAUAAAUGCAUCCUUGAUUGUAAGUUGUCUUAAGGUAUUCCAUGUUAACAAAUGUACAUACUGUCACCUUAACAGUCUAUAUAACG
This is a messenger RNA of Rhopilema esculentum, 830 nucleotides long. Its product is annotated as leucine-rich repeat-containing protein 51. Lineage: Eukaryota; Metazoa; Cnidaria; Scyphozoa; Rhizostomeae; Rhizostomatidae. Gene Ontology annotation, molecular function: protein binding. The record is from RefSeq and is a predicted model, not a curated record.